AUGUGUUCCUUUCGAUUCUCCAUUCUUUUCUUCGACUGUAAAGACGCGAUUGUCUUUUCUCAGUCUCCUCCGGGGAAAGUUUUGAUUAAAUGUUGCAGCCGACAAAAGCGUGUUCGAAACCUUGGAGUUGCAUUUCUUUUUUUUUUCAAUCGUUCUUUCUUUCUUUUUCUUUCUUUCUUUAUUGCGUACACUUGUUAUUUCUUUCACUCAUUCUUUCUUUCUUUCCUUCUUUCUUUCUUUCUUUCUUUCUAUCUGACACUUGUUAUUCCUUUCGCUCAUUCUUUCUUUCUUUUUUUCUUCCUUUCUUUCUUUCUUUCUUUCGCACACCUGUUAUUUCAUUCACUCAUUCUUUCUUUCUUUCUUUCUUUCUUUCUUUCUUUCUUACACUUGCUAUUCCUUUCGCUCAUUCUUUCUUUCUUUUUUCUUUCUUUCUUUCUUUCGUACACUUGUUAUUUCAUUCACUCAUUCUUUCUUUCUUUCUUUCUGACACUUGUUAUUCCUUUCCCUCUUUCUUUCUUUCUUUUUUUCUUUCUUUCUGACACUUGUUAUUUCAUUCACUCAUUCUUUCUUUCUUUCUUUCUUUCUUUCUUUCUGACACUUGUUAUUCCUUUCGCUCAUUCUUUCUUUCUUUCUUUCUUUCUUUCUUUCUUUCUUUCUUUCUUUCUUACACUUCUUUCCUUUCGCUCAUUCUUUCUUUCUUUUUCUUUCUUUCUUUCUUUCGUACACUUGUUAUUUCAUUCCUCAUUCUUUCUUUCUUUCUUUCUUUCUUUCUUUCUGACACUUGUUAUUCCUUUCCCUCUUUCUUUCUUUCUUUCUAUCUGA
Molecule: messenger RNA, 822 nt
Organism: Acanthosepion pharaonis
Lineage: Eukaryota; Metazoa; Mollusca; Cephalopoda; Sepiida; Sepiidae
Source: the annotation of a GenBank genome assembly